This is a messenger RNA of Nerophis lumbriciformis (worm pipefish), 4482 nucleotides long. The record is from RefSeq and is a predicted model, not a curated record. Lineage: Eukaryota; Metazoa; Chordata; Actinopteri; Syngnathiformes; Syngnathidae.
AUGUCGAAAAGCCUCAAGAAGAAGAACCACUGGACCAACAAAGUCCACGAAGCGGUUAUCAGCCGCGGCAAGGACGGCGAACUGGGCUUCGAGCUGAAGGGGGGCGCCGAGCUCGGCCAGUUCCCCUACUUGGGCGAGGUGAAAACGGGGAAGGGGCUCGUCCAGAGCGGCAAGCUGGCCGAGGAUGAGCUGCUCCUGGAGGUCAACGACAUGCCCGUGGCCGGCCUCACCAGCCGGGACGUGCUGGCCGUCAUCAAACACUGCAAGGACCCGGUCCGCUUCAAAUGUGUCAAACAAGGGGGGGUUGUUGACAAGGACCUGCGGCACUACCUCAACCUGCGCUUCUCCAAAGGCUCGGUGGACCACGACCACCAGCAGAUCAUCCGAGACAACCUGUACCUGCGCACCGUUCCCUGUACGACCAGGCAGCCCAAAGAGGGGGAGGUGCCAGGGGUGGACUACAACUUUGUGACUGUGGAACGUUUUAUGGAAUUGGAGCAAAGUGGAGCCUUGCUAGAGAGCGGAACCUAUGAAGAUAACUUCUACGGCACCCCCAAGCCACCAGCAGAACCGUCCCCAGCAGCCCCUCCUCUUAAUGUGAGUGAGGCCCUGCUGCCCGGAGCCCGGCCCAGCGCCCAGGGCAAAAGAAAGAGGAACCAAUCGGUCAGCAACAUGGAGCAGCGCGCCAGCCUGGAGCCACCCGAGGAGGAGGAAGAGGAGAGCCCCGUCGUCAACGGCAACGGGGUGGCCAUCACGCCAGAGUCCAGCGAGCAGGAGGACAAGAGCACUGACGCGUCCGGGGAGGUUGCCGUGGAAACCUGCAGUCAAGCGGCGGCCACCAGUGAGGCCCCAACCGAGGCGGAAGACGCACCCAAAUCUCCGGACAAAUCACCGAAUAAAGUCCCGGAUGUGGACGAGGAAGAGCUUGGCCCUCUCCCGGACAAUUGGGAGAUGGCGUACACGGAGAAGGGGGAGGUCUACUUUAUCGAUCACAACACCAAGACCACGUCAUGGUUGGAUCCCCGGUUGGCCAAGAAGGCAAAACCCCCGGAAGAAUGCAAAGAAGACGAGCUGCCCUACGGCUGGGAGAAGAUCGAUGACCCCAUCUACGGCAGCUACUACGUGGAUCACAUCAAUCGCAGGACUCAGUUUGAGAAUCCAGUCUUGGAAGCAAAGCGGCGCCUUGAGCAACAGAGGCAGAUGCAGACUCAGGGUCUCUCCGCUCUCCCGCUCCCUACAAUAUACAGAGAAAAGCCGCUAUUCACCAGAGACCCGACCCAAUUGAAAGGCACGUUUCUGUCUACGGGCCUGCAGAAGAGCAACAUGGGAUUUGGCUUCACAAUAAUUGGAGGGGACGAGCCUGACGAGUUUCUGCAAGUGAAGAGCGUCAUUCCAGACGGGCCUGCUGCUCAAGAUGGAAAGAUGGACACAGGUGACGUCAUCGUGUACGUAAACGACAUCUGCGUUCUGGGCACCACACACGCCGACGUGGUCAAGCUCUUCCAGUCUGUGCCCAUCGGCCAGAGCGUCACCUUAGUACUCUGCAGGGGCUACCCGCUGCCCUUCGAACCUGAAGAUCCCAACGCCACAACCGGCAGCUCCAUGACGCCCAUCGGGAUGGAGCAUCGUCCCCUUGUGGUCAACGGUCGCAACAGCUAUGAUCCUUAUCUAGAGUAUCUGUCCCUGAGCUCUCAGCUGCCCGCUCAGGCUUUGGCGCAGGCUGGGGUGUCCCACCCCGGGGACACGCACCUGGACGGCUCUUCGCUGCCGCCCACCACGCCCGGCUCGGCGUCUGCGCUCACACCGCACGAUGACAACGUAUCCAUGGCAUCAUCGGGUACGGCGGGCGUUGCCGGGGCGACCGCACAGCCGGCUGAGCUGCUGACUGUUACCAUGGUGAAAGGAGCGGAAGGAUUCGGGUUCACCAUUGCAGACAGUCCCACUGGUCAGCGAGUCAAACAGGUGCUGGAUCCUGGCUCGCAGGCAGCAUCGGGCCUGAUCGAGGGCGAUCUGAUCCUGGAGGUCAAUCAGCAGUCGGUGGCGGCGGCCGGACACGGACGUGUGGUGGAAAUGCUCAAAGAGUGUCCUGUAGGAGCUGAAGCUACAUUGCUAAUUCAGAGAGCGGCAACAGUUUCUCCAUGGAAAGCCUCCAAACAGUUACCCGACCAGUGGGACCCGCAUGGGAGCCCCCAGGCUAACCUGUCCGGUCCCGUCCUGCCUCCGGGUACGCCCUUCCCUAACCAGCCGCAACACCGCACAUCCGUGCCGGACUCCACCGAAGGCUUCGACCUGAACAAACCGGAUCCCUAUGACCUUUACGAAAAGUCCAGAGCGCUCUAUGAGAGUCGACGUGAGUUUGUUGAAUCAAGGGGAGCACAGGGGGCGGCCGAUCGAAUGCGCAGCUGGGUCAAUGCUGUAAUGUGUGUAUCAGGUCCGGAAUACGAAGAGGUGGAGGUGCACCUGCUGAGGGAGAAGACCGGCUUCGGCUUCCGCAUCCUGGGGGGAGACGAGGCCGUGCAGGCUAUUGUGAUCGGCGCCAUCAUCGAGAACACCCCCGCCGAGCGCGACGGGCGGCUGCGGCCGGGGGACGAGCUCAUCUCGGUGGAUAAAAACGUGGUGGCCGGGAAGCCGCACAAGUACGUCAUCGACUUAAUGCACGCCGCCGCUCGCAACGGCCAAGUCAGCUUGACCGUGAGGAGGAGGCUCCACAUGCCAGGCGAAGUGUGCCCCGUCAAUGGUCGAAGCCCCAGUUUAGUGUCCACUCAGCACAGCUCGCCCCGCAACGACGCCUUGUCGCCGGGCGCCGCCGCGGUGACCGUGACCUCGGAGGGCUCAGCGUUGCACACCAGUGACGUUCUCAUUCAGCGCAAGGAGAACGAAGGCUUCGGAUUUGUCAUCAUCAGCUCCCUCAACAGGCCGGAGAACGCCGCCAUCAUAACUGUGCCCCAUAAAAUCGGACGUAUAAUUGAGGGCAGCCCUGCAGACCGAUGCGGCAAACUAAAAGUGGGCGACCGGAUCUUGGCGGUAAACGGCCAGUCCAUCAUCAGCAUGCCGCACGCCGACAUCGUCAAGCUCAUCAAAGACGCCGGCCUCACAGUCACACUGCAUAUCAUACCAGAGGAAGGCAAGUCCUCCCCUACAGGCUCCCAGUCUGGCCCUGGCUCAGAGAAGCAGAGCCCCAUGACCCAGAAACAUGGCACCCAGCCCACGCCCGUAGCCCCGACAAAUCGACCAGUCGAUCGCAACGCUAGUGUGGGACGGCCCACCAAACAAAACUCUCUCAGAUUGUGUUGCUUUUUCCCUCCUCACAGGUCUGAGGUUAAAGCCAGACAGGAUGUGAAACCUGACUUCCGCCAUCCUCCCUUCACUGAUUACAGGCAACCACCCGUAGACUACCGGCACCCGCCGGUGACCGAUUACCGGCAGCCGCCGACGCUGGACUACCGGCACCCGCCCGGACUGCUGGACUUCAGACAGCACACGGCAGCUGCUCAGUUCCCGCUGGGGAUCGCUGCAGAGUUUAGAACACAGGACUAUGAUUACUUCACUGUGGAGCUGGAGAAAAGCUCCAAAGGUUUCGGUUUCAGUAUUCGAGGGGGCAGAGAGUACAAGAUGGACCUGUUUGUAUUGCGUCUGGCGGAGGACGGGCCUGCUAUACGAAACGGGAGGAUGAGGGUCGGGGAUCAAAUCAUAGAGAUAAACGGAGACAGCACUCGGGACAUGACGCACGCCCGGGCCAUCGAGCUCAUCAAAGCGGGGGGCCGGAGGGUCCGACUGCUGCUAAAAAGAGGAACAGGACAGGUGCCUGAAUACGACUGUGUCGGCCCCUGGGAUUCCCUUCCUACAAUCCACUCUACCCUGCCGGAAGUGACCCUCGAAGCCCACCAGAGUCCAUUGCCUUCAUCCCACCCGGCCGCAUCCCUGGAUUCCCCUCAUCAGCUUCCUCUAGAGGCCGCGGCGUGCAUGGCAGCGGACAAAGCCCCGCAGGUGACGGACCACAGCUCCUCGACUCGAGGAGCUACCGGUGGCAGGUCCACCCAGCAGAAGUGCAUGAUCAGGGGGCAGGGAGGAGAGGCCGAAUGCGGGCCGGGCUCUAGGCAGCCCAGGGUUUUACCCGCCAAAGCUAUCCUGGGCAGGCAGAGGGACGCUUGCUCCCCCUGCUGUGACAGAAAGGGGGUGAGCGCCCAGGCGGCGGGCGCUCUUUGGCCGCGGGACCCAUACGUGAGCGUCGCCCCCAACGGAGCCUCUCUGGCCGGCGUGGACUCCCCCGCCGGCCUCCAGGAGAGGCUGCUGUCCAGAGGGGUUCACCCCAGAGAGGAGGACCGCUGCGGGGGUCACGCCGGCCUCGGCUGCCCCUCUAAGAACACCCAAGACCCCCCUGCCAGGAGAGCCGCCGCCACCUCCCCGGGGCCCUGGAACAUCCCAGGGCCGGAUAAACUGCCUGGCACCCUGAGGUCCUGGACCUCCACUGUCAGCAGGUAG